Meloidogyne enterolobii is the source of this 804-nucleotide messenger RNA. NCBI's taxonomy places the organism in Eukaryota, Metazoa, Nematoda, Chromadorea, Rhabditida, Meloidogynidae. The record is from the annotation of a GenBank genome assembly.
AUGUUUGUAGACAAUACACAAUCUACUUUUGGCAUUUUAUCUCUUAUCGAAUUUUCAUUACAAAAUUUUGAAGGAUACAAAUUGAGACAAAAUAUCGCUUCUUUGUGGCAUGAAUCCAAAACUUUGUUAAAUGCGAGCGAUUUUAUUGCAUAUUUGGUUAUUGCUAUGAUGAGGACUGGAUAUAUUGAGGAAGCUAAUAUUUUUGCUAAAAAGUUUACAAUUUUUGGUACAUCAUUUAUUGUUCCAUUUAAAGAAGCAAUUGAAAAAGAAAAGUUUUCUUUAUUAUUGGAGAAUGUUUUCUUUUCUGUUUCAGAACUUACAAAAGAAUUGAAGGCAAAAAGAAAAGCUGAAAUGAUUGAAAGAAAAUUAAAAAAUGCGGAAAACUUGGAAAAUAAAAUAUUGGAUGAUGCAAAAUUGGAAGAGAUGAUAAAAGAAAAUGAUGAAAGACAAGUUUUAAAAAUUGCUGAACAGGAAAGAAAGCCUCCUUUUAUUUUUCAAAAUUUGAUUUGGAUAUGGGCGCCACCUAGAAAAAUGAAUAAUCCUCAAAAGGAUGUUUUGAUUCGUCCAAACAAGCCAAGAAAGCAAAGAAUUCACAAAGUUAAUUUGAAAAGCUUAGAAAAAUUUUGUAUUGAAUUUAUUGAAUUAUGGCAAUUAAAAGCUGUUCAAAAUUCUGAUUUUUACGCAUUGGAAUGUUGCCAUUCAUUUAUUAAAAGAAAUGGACUUUCGAGCACAUUAUCCUCUCAAACAAGCAAACAGGAGGGUUUAAAUAAUUCUAUUAACAAUAAAACACUCGUAUUUAAUUAA